This is a messenger RNA of Pseudonaja textilis, 2604 nucleotides long. Lineage: Eukaryota; Metazoa; Chordata; Lepidosauria; Squamata; Elapidae. The record is from RefSeq and is a predicted model, not a curated record.
GUUAAUGGAUAGAGUAACCAGUAUCAGUACCCUGUAAAGUUGCUUACAAGGAACAUUUCAGCUAUUAUGUCCUGGAUAUGGUAAAACGACGCAGGGCAAUUAUUAACUUAAGGAUAAUCUAUGAAAUAAGUUUACAGCAUGUUCAGGAAUUCAAGCAAAAGUUCCAGUGAACAUUCAAAUCACUAAAAUGACCAAAAUAUCUUGAUCUGAAAUAUAUUAAUUAGCUCCUGACAAGAAACUCUAGCACUUGGAUGUUUCCAAUGGUCUUAAACUCUGCAACUUAUUGUCACCAGAAAACACAUAUAUUAAAGAAUAUAAUAAUUGAAGGAACAUGUCUAAUAAUGCAGAAAUCAUCAAUCUAUCAUUUUUAUUAGAGCAUGAAAAAGAAACAAUAUUGGGAGUGUUAAAAAGAGAUGAAUACUUGAAAAAAAUGGAAGAUAAACGAAUCAGAAAACUAAAGAAUCAGUUAUUGGAAGUGAAACAUAAAGGUGGACGGCAUCACCAGCAAGAUAACAGCAGGGUUUGCACUUCCUGUCAGAAAAAUUUGGGCUUAAUUUUUGACAGAGGUGACCACUGCCAAAUAUGUGGCCUGAGAGUUUGUAACAAAUGUCAUGUUUUAGGAACUGAUGGCAAUUGGAAGUGCUCAGCGUGUGAUAAAAUUGCGCAGCUUAGGGUAGUAACAGGUGAAUGGUUCUUUGAAGAGCGAGCAAAACGCUUCAAGCAGUCCAAGCUCCUUGGAACUGAUAUUGUUCGGCAGUCUAUUCUUUGCAAAGCUCCAGAUUCUUCCCCUGAAUUCUUGGAAGGCAGAUCCAAAGAUCAUUCUCCAAAAACCUUAGAGGAUACACCAAAGCAAAAUAUAUUCACUUCAUUUACAAGUGGAACAAAAUUAGUUCUCACUAGGCCCAGGAAAAUAGGGGGGAACACCUUUCCCUUAGAUAGCCAUCUUGGAGGCAAUAUGAAAAAUGUUGAAAGCCAAAUCAAUGCUUCUACUCUACUCUAUCCAAGGUCACCAGCACUGAGUGCAUGCAGCAUGACUAUUGACUACAGCAGGGAUUCUGAAUUAAAAAACAACAUUGUUAUGCCUAUCAGUGAAAGUAUCCCUGCAGAUUUAUCAAAAAGGCAUUGUAAGAAGAGUUCUAGAACACCUUCUGUGACAAUUUCUAGGACAUCUUUUACAUCUGAUCGCAGUAGAUCAGAGAGAUAUCUCAGUGGAUCCUUUUCAGAAGGAAAUGAUACUUUAAGCUUAAGAAGUAAAUCUGUACCUGGAGCACUGGACCAUGAUGUGGACUACCUGAAUGAAGCAGAAGAGGAUAUGGAUGACAUUAUAGCCUCUGGCUUUUCAAAAAGGCAAAGUAAUUUGGCAAGUGGAAUUUCCACAAAUUCUCCUUCAAAUUCUGAGAGGAAAUGGAACUAUUUAAAUGUUCCAGAAGCAGAUGGUGAUACUACCAGCAUUAACAGUAUGAUGAGUGUUUACAGUGAAACUGGGGACUAUGGAAACGUGAAUAUUAGUGGUGAAAUUUGUCUGCAAAUCAGCUACAACUAUAAAACAGGAGGUCUUAACAUACUUGUAAAAAAAUGCAAGAACUUGGCCAUUGCUGAUGAAAAGAAACAAAGAACAGAUCCUUAUGUCAAAGCAUAUCUUCUGCCAGACAAGUCUCGCCAGAGCAAAAGAAAGACAAAAAUCAAAACUAAUAGCACUGAUCCAGAAUUCAAUGAAAUGCUUAAGUAUGUCAUUAGCCACACGCAGCUUGAGACUCGGACUCUGCAACUUUCUGUCUGGCAUUAUGACAGAUUUGGGCAUAACAGCUUUCUGGGAGAAGUAGAGAUUCCCUUGGACUCCUGGAACUUUGAAAAACAAACUGAUGAAUGGUUCAUGCUUCAGCCCAAGAUGGAGAUUGCCACUGAAAUUGGGCUGCAGUACAAAGGAGAAAUAAUAGUUGCUUUACGGUACACCCCACCUGAGAGGAACCUAACACUUCCCCUGGGAGAGAUUCAAGGAAAGAAGAGUUCAAAGAAAGAAAAGAAGUCAACCUCACAAGCACCAUCAGGAGGCAUAUUGGAAAUUGUCAUCAAGGAAGCCAAGAAUUUAAUGGCAGUGAAAUCAGGAGGCACUUCAGAUACAUUUGUAAAAGGAUACUUGCUUCCUGACAACAAAUCUUCAAAGCAUAAAACCCAUGUAAUAAAAAAGAGUGUGAAUCCGCACUGGAAUCAUAUAUUCAGUUUUAGUGGCUUGAACCCUAGAGAUAUAUACAAUGUCUGUGUAGAACUCACUGUUUGGGACAAGGAGCCUCUCACCAGCAACAUUUUCCUGGGUGGUGUUCGUUUGAGUAUUGGAAGUGGUAUAAGCAAUGGCAAAGAAGUUGACUGGAUGGAUUCUCAAGGAGAAGAGCGACUUCUUUGGCAAAGAAUGAUUGAUUGUCCUGGAGAUUCUGUAGAAGGUGUAUUAAUGCUGAGAUCCAGCAUGGGGAAACACAGACUCUGAGGAGUAUGGUUUGCAUAAGACUGAUACUACAGUAGUGUAAUUUUAAAUUGUAAUAAGCAGGGGUGGGAUUCAAAUUUCUUAACAACUGGUUCUGUGGGCGUGGCCUAAUUUGUGGAUGUGGC